Molecule: messenger RNA, 1122 nt
Organism: Talaromyces atroroseus
Lineage: Eukaryota; Fungi; Ascomycota; Eurotiomycetes; Eurotiales; Trichocomaceae
Exons: 1
Coding region: 1-1122 (373 amino acids)
Molecular function (GO): FMN binding; NADPH dehydrogenase activity
Source: RefSeq, a predicted model, not a curated record
AUGGCUGAAUCACGCCUUUUCAAGCCCUUGAAGAUAGGCAACAUGGAAGUGAAGCAUCGUGUCAGCAUGGCUCCUCUCACUCGCCUCCGGGCCACUGAAGACCGGGUGCCAGUGCCUUUGAUGAAAGAAUACUACGGCCAGCGAGCCUCCGUGCCGGGCACCUUGAUUAUUACCGAGGGCACCUUGAUAUCGCCGGCAGCCUGCGGCGGGUUUCCUAAUGCACCUGGGAUUUGGAGCAAAGACCAGAUCGCUGCGUGGAGAACAAUCACCGAUGAGGUCCACCGCAAAGGCUGCUUCAUAUACUGUCAGAUAUUUGCAAUUGGCCGUGCUGCAGACGCUGAACUAGCUAAAAAAGAGGGGGUCACCAUCGUCGGACCAAGCGCCAUUCCAAUCAAAGAUGACGCCCCGAUACCACGGCCCAUGUCAAUUGAAGAGAUCAAGCAAACGGUUCAAGACUUUGCUACCGCCUCGAAGAAUGCAAUUAGCGCAGGAUUCGACGGUGUCGAGUGUCACGGCGCAAACGGCUACCUCGCGGACCAGUUCAUUCAAGACGUUAGCAACACACGCGAUGACGAGUACGGUGGGAGUGUUGAAAACCGGUCGCGUUUUAUCAAUGAAAUCAUGAAGGCCGUCGUUGACGCUAUCGGCCCAGAGCGUGUUGGACUUCGUCUCAGCCCGUGGAGUCUGUUCCAGGGCAUGAAAAUGGAGAACCCAAUCCCGCAAUUCACAGACGUCAUCAACAAAGCUAGCCAGUUAAAUCUAGCAUACCUGCACUUGGUCGAGUCGCGGGUGGCUGGCGGCGAGGAUCAGGAAGGCAGCGAGCGGCUAGAUUUCGCUUACGAGCUCUGGAAUGGACCUCUUCUUGUUGCGGGGGGAUAUAAGCUAGCGACUGCACAGCAACUCGUGGAUGAAGAGUAUCCAGACAAGGACAUUGUGGUCGUGUUCGGGAGAUACUUUAUUGCGAACCCAGAUCUGGUAUAUAGGUUCAAGGAAGGUCUGGACAUUACUCCCCACAACCGCAGGACUUUCUAUACUAGCGUUGCAGCUGAGGGCUACGUGGAUUACCCAUUUAGCCCGGAGUAUCUGGCGAGGCAGAAGACAAUCGUGCUAGAUCGGGUUUAG